AGGCUUUUCUAUGCCGUAGGACUCUCCGUUGGGAGAUUUAAUGCCUUUUAAAGUAUUCGGAGGCUUUUCGGAAAGAUCUUAAGUGCAAAUUGCUGCUGCUGUAAGGCUCUAAUCCGGUGAAUUGAAAAUGAGUUUGGGUAUUUGAGGAGACUGCUGUGCUGGUUUUUGUCACUUUCUGUAGUAUACGCAAAUGCAACCCUACCAGUGCUGGAUACAGUUUGUCUGAAAUUUGGGUGUAUUCACUCGCUACCUGGUGGUUCUGAUACCCAUUUCUGAAACUUGCGUGUGCUUUCUACUAUCUUUGCUUUGACCGACCUUGUUCAGCGGAAUCCUUUGUAUUAUUGGUACUUUCAAAUCUUGUGUAACAUCUGCCACCGCUAUAGAAAUGCGUAAUGUAGUUAGGGCUUCGGAUGGCUAUCUUGCCUUCUGUUUGGUUUUCCUCACAGAAAUCUUUUUAGAAUUAAGAGACCGAGAUUAAUCCUUUUUUUUUCCUUCUUCUAAUUCAACAGAUGCAGUUUAUGUUGCUUUUUAGUCGCCAGGGGAAACUGAGACUCCAGAAGUGGUAUGUCCCAUUAUCUGACAAAGAAAAGAAGAAAAUCACAAGGGAACUUGUUCAAACAGUAUUAGCCCGCAAACCGAAAAUGUGCAGCUUCCUGGAGUGGAGAGACCUGAAGAUUGUCUACAAAAGAUACGCAAGCCUCUAUUUCUGCUGUGCUAUUGAAGAUCAGGACAAUGAACUAAUAACUCUGGAAAUAAUUCAUCGCUAUGUAGAACUUCUUGACAAGUAUUUUGGCAGUGUAUGUGAACUCGAUAUCAUCUUCAACUUUGAAAAAGCCUAUUUCAUUCUGGAUGAGUUCCUUUUAGGAGGGGAAGUUCAAGAGACUUCGAAGAAAAAUGUUCUCAAAGCCAUUGAACAGGCAGAUCUCUUACAGGAGCCACGUCAUGAAUACUUUAAUGUCCCAGUGUACUAAAUGGCUUCAUUCAUCAUGCAUGCAGAAUUUCAGAGGAGAUAGACCUGUGACUUACUCAUGACAGAACAUUAUCAUCAGCUUGGUGAAUCCAGUCAUCUUGAAUCUAAUAGAAUACCACAACCAUUCCCUGCUGUUGUACUUUCCCCCCCCCCCCCCUCUGUUUUACAGUGUUGUCUCUUCACAUGUCUCAUUUCAACAAAACUUGUGCUUGUUGGCAUAUGGUUUAACUUUUUUAUUGUGUCUAAGCUUGAAGUCUUAUGCUUAAAAAUUCUGUGGAAUUUUCUGAGCUAAACAUCUAUAUACUGCAAUAACUAUACUGUAACAUUACUUGACCUGUGCUUAUCUUUCAAAUAAGUUGUGGUGGUAUUUAAACAUACACUUAAAACCUGUAGAUGAAGUUAAUAUUUACAGAGAAACUAGUGAAGGAGUAGUAGUAUGUGAAAUGUGGAUACACACAAGUAUUAAAUGAUGUUACACACAAUUCUACACAGACCUUGCAUCUUAAAGAUGCACAUACCAGUAUCCUUUUCUGAGACUGGCAUGGUAGUGUGGCUUACCUUAUAAAGAGGAGGAAGGCAGAAUUGAUUAGGACAAAGAGAACAACUGAAGUAAAUCUGAAGUUACAACAUUUGUAUUUAAAUGUUCAAAACACUCUUGUGAGGAGUUAAACUAUUGCUGCUACUGAAGGAGAGAACAAGUUCAUUGCUUUACAAAUGGUUAGGGUUGGAAAGAUUUUUAAGUCCAUUAACAGCAUACUUGAAAUAUGUGUCCUUCAAUUGGCAUUUCCAGUUUUAAGUGCAGACUACCUUGUAUGUCAGAGAGCUGCCAUGAGGAUGAAUAUGAUAAGUACCUUUUAAUUAAAAAGUGUGGUCAGAGUGAGAGGGCAUGUAUUACAUCCUCUGUUUGUCUAGUAGAAGAGAAUAAUUUGUAACCUAAAACCAAUGCCGUUUUUUAAAAUGGCUCUGGUGUAGGCAUAAAUCAUGUAGUUAGCAAGGAG
Molecule: messenger RNA, 1968 nt
Organism: Haliaeetus leucocephalus (bald eagle)
Lineage: Eukaryota; Metazoa; Chordata; Aves; Accipitriformes; Accipitridae
Gene: AP1S2
Product: adaptor-related protein complex 1, sigma 2 subunit
Exons: 4
Coding region: 510-971 (153 amino acids)
Biological process (GO): intracellular protein transport; vesicle-mediated transport
Cellular component (GO): AP-1 adaptor complex; membrane coat; intracellular membrane-bounded organelle
Molecular function (GO): clathrin-cargo adaptor activity
Source: RefSeq, a predicted model, not a curated record